Ananas comosus (pineapple) is the source of this 2260-nucleotide messenger RNA. Its product is annotated as L-type lectin-domain containing receptor kinase IX.1-like. Gene Ontology annotation, biological process: protein phosphorylation. Gene Ontology annotation, cellular component: plasma membrane. Lineage: Eukaryota; Viridiplantae; Streptophyta; Magnoliopsida; Poales; Bromeliaceae. The coding region runs from base 89 to 2047 and encodes 652 amino acids. Gene Ontology annotation, molecular function: ATP binding; protein kinase activity; carbohydrate binding. The record is from RefSeq and is a predicted model, not a curated record. The transcript has a single exon.
GUUCUUCUGCGUCACCAUCUUUCAUCUUAUCAUACCACCUGCAACACCCCUCUCUUUCAGCUUCAACUUCUCCGAUCCCAAAAUUAACAUGUCGCUUAUCCAACUCCAGGCUGACGCCGUCUGGAACCGCACUGUCAUCAACCUCUCGAAGGACUCGAGCAAUUCCAUCAGCAACAGCCAGGGCCGAGCGGUGUACAGCAAUCCGGUGCUUCUUUGGGACGACGCCACCGGCGAGGUGGCUAGCUUUCACACUAGCUUCUCUUUCAUCACCCAAGUCAUGAACCUGAGCUUUUACGGGGAUGGGCUAGCGUUCUUCCUCUCCCCUUACCCGUCGGCGGUCCCUAGUUUCACUGGUGGCGGCUACCUCGGCCUCUUCGACAAUACAACCGCUCUGAACCCAACGCAGAAUGAGUUGGUGCCGGUCGAGUUCGACACCUUCAAGAAUUACUGGGAUCCGAGCGCCUGUCACGUUGGUAUUGAUAUCAAUUCCAUCAACUCUACGGCGUAUGAGAACUUGCCGAAUAUCACCAGAAGAAGCACCCGUGCGACCAUGUCAAUCGACUAUGAUAGCACUACGAAAAAUCUGAGUGUGUUGCUUUCUUUUGACGGUAAUCCGAACUACACUAGUCCUUUCAACCUCUCUCGUCUAGUUGAUUUGAGCGCAAUACUUCCCCAGAAGGUGACCGUCGGCUUCUCAGCCGCCAUUGGCGCCGCCGGCGAGCUCAAUCAGAUCCUGUACUGGAAGUUCAACUCAACUUUGCAAAGGAAGAGUAAUAUUACGAUUACGAGCCCACCAACACAACCGGCCCCUCUGCUGACUAACUCUGGCAAACGUUACGUCGGAGUUGCGGCUGGCUCGGCCGCUGGCAUAGUCGCUCUGCUCUGUUUGGUUGUGGCAGUUUGGUGCUGUCUUUCAUCGCGUAAGAAAGUCAACAUGACAGAGGAAGAAGAAGGUGGCAUGGACGAUGAGGAUGAUCUGAUCGACGAUGAGUUCGAGAGAGGUAGGGGACCCCAGAGGUUUCCUUACAGCGAAUUGGCUGCCGCGACAAACAACUUCGACGAGGCAGAGAAGCUUGGGCAGGGAGGCUUUGGUUCCGUGUACAAGGGGUUCCUGAGGUCCGCAAACCUUCCCGUAGCCAUCAAAAGAAUCUCCAAGGAGUCGAAACAAGGACUGAAGGAGUAUACAUCCGAGAUCAAAACGAUAAGCCGACUGCGGCAUCGGAAUCUAGUGCAGCUCAUAGGCUGGUGCCACAGACGCGGAGAUUUCUUGCUGGUCUACGAGUUGAUGCCCAACGGAAGCCUCGAUUCCUAUCUCUAUAGCAAAGAGAGGCUACUGCCGUGGUCGGCAAGAUACAAUAUUGCGCAAGGCCUAGCCUCCGCUUUGCUGUAUCUUCACACCGAGUGGGAGCAGUGCGUGGUGCACCGAGACAUCAAGUCGAGCAACAUCAUGCUGGAUUCGUCGUUCAGCACUAAGCUCGGCGACUUCGGGCUGGCGCGGCUCGUCGAUCACGACCGGGGCUCGCAAACGACGGUUCCGGCGGGCACGUUGGGAUACCUGGCCCCCGAAUGCUUCAUCACCGGAAAGGCCAGUAAGGAGACCGACAUCUUCAGCUUCGGAGUCGUCUUGCUCGAAAUCGCUUGCGGGAGAAAGUGCUUAGUCCAGACGGAGGUUCCAAGCAAAGUUAGCCUGGUUGAGUGGGUCUGGGAUCUGUAUGGAAGUAAAUCAGUUCUCGAAGCAGCCGACGAGCGUCUCAACGGCGAUUUCAUCGAACCAGAAAUGGAGAGCUUGAUGAUUGUGGGGUUGUGGUGUGCCCACCCAGAUUAUAAUCGACGACCGUCCAUCAAACAAGCAAUCGGCGUUUUGCGCUUCGAAAUUCCCUUGCCUGCUCUUCCUCCUAAGAUGCGGGAGCUGGUGUCCGCGCCGCAAUUGGAUCUACCGAAUAUCUCAUCAUCAUCCGCUGGAACAUCGGCUAGAGACGUUUCUACGUCUGCUAACUCAACCGCCGCAUCUGCAUCCUCCUCAUCUUCACUCCUUAAUAAUAGUUGAUAAAACUCAACAUCGUGCAUGUUGCAAUGUGUUUUCUUUCUUCUUUUUUUUUUUCAGUAUAUGUUUUGAUGUUUUAGUGCGAUUGUGAGUAAUGUGGUUUUUUACUUCUAUGUUCCUCAGCAAGGUACUAGGAAUAAGGCAAUAAUGUCAAUCGUAGCUUUGCUUUCCGAGCUAGGUUAUUGAUAUAUGUUUGUAAUUGCAAUCUUUUUAAUA